This is a messenger RNA of Chanos chanos (milkfish), 945 nucleotides long. RefSeq names its product ventral anterior homeobox 2 (gene vax2). Gene Ontology annotation, cellular component: nucleus. NCBI's taxonomy places the organism in Eukaryota, Metazoa, Chordata, Actinopteri, Gonorynchiformes, Chanidae. The transcript is spliced from 3 exons. Gene Ontology annotation, molecular function: DNA-binding transcription factor activity, RNA polymerase II-specific; RNA polymerase II cis-regulatory region sequence-specific DNA binding. Bases 1 to 945 code for a protein of 314 amino acids. The record is from RefSeq and is a predicted model, not a curated record. Gene Ontology annotation, biological process: regulation of transcription by RNA polymerase II; brain development; central nervous system development.
AUGUUUGAUCAAGCUACGAGUAUGGGCGAUGGGAUCGCCGAGGAAAGGAACCACUGUGGAUCCAACUCACUGUGCCGCGACCGUGCAAGAGACUCCAAGAGUCGAACCGAACUGGGAAGCCGAUCCCCUAUUCAAAGCUCCACUGACACUCCGGGAACAUCCGCGUCCACACCGACGUCGUCAAGUGAGGACGGACAUGAUAAACUUUUAGGAGUGGAUCCAGAGUACUGCAGAAGAAUUUUAGUCAGAGACGCUAAGGGCACGAUUCGCGAGAUUGUUCUGCCGAAGGGCCUCGACCUAGACCGGCCGAAGCGUACGAGGACCUCCUUCACCGCGGAGCAGCUCUACCGGCUCGAAUUGGAGUUCCAACGCUGUCAGUAUGUGGUUGGCCGAGAGCGCACCGAGCUGGCAAGGCAGCUGAACCUCUCAGAAACUCAGGUGAAAGUGUGGUUCCAAAACCGCCGCACCAAGCAGAAGAAGGAUCAGACCAAGGACACAGACAAACGCUCCUCGUCCACUUCCGAAUCCCUGGCCACCUGUAACAUCCUGCGUCUCUUAGAGCAGGGUCGUCUGCUGUCUGUACCCGCCCCGCCUCCCAACCCUCUCCUGGCCUCCUCUCAUCCGGGGAACGGCUCUCUCCUGGGCAGCCCGGCCGUCUCCUCCUCUUCCUCCUCCUCCUCCUCUGGGGUAAGCUCCACCACUCCUCCGGGGGUGGUGGCAGGAGGAGGCGGGACUUUUGGUCUGUCGCUAUCCUCGUUAGGCGGGACUCCGCCCUCUCCGCGCCUGGGCGUGCCGCCCCCCUCCCUCUGCUUCUCCAUGCCCCUCCUAGGCGGCGCCCAUCACGAACUUUCCGCUGGGUACGGCUGUGGAUCCUCCGCUUUCGAGCCGUACACGCGGUUAGAACGAAAGGACGGGGACUUGGGUGGGAAGAAAACCAUUUCCUAA